UUUUUUUGUAGAAUAAUUUUGUUUGAUAAAGAUGAAUAUAUUAUUUUUCAGGUACUUUGUACUUGAGUACUAUCCUUCUGACUUGGAUCGAGUUAUUAAACUUAAACGUCAGAAAAUAUUUACAGAAGAACAACGUCAGAAAACAUUUACAGAAGAACAAAUUAAAAGAAUAAUUGGUUCACUUCUUCGUGGUCUUAAGGAUUUAAAGCCAUCAAAUAUUGGAAUCGAUGGCAAUACCAAUGUUGCAAUUCUUGAUUUUGGCUUAUCUCGUGCUUUAUCGAACGGUAUUCAAACUGGUUAUGUUGCUACGAGAUGGUGGCGUGCACCAGAAGUAUAUGUUAAUUGGGGACGUUAUAAUGAUAGACUUGAUAUAUGGUCAGUUGGUUGUAUAAUGGCAGAAUUAAUCCUACUUAGCCCUAUUUUUCGUGGAACAGAUGAUGUUGAUCAAUUAAAUAAAAUAUUUGAUAUUAUUGGUACACCCGACUUGGAUACAUUAAAAGCAACAUGUACUCAAGAAGAAAUAAAUUAUAUUGGUGGAUUCCAACCUCGGACAAAAAUCGAUUUUAAUCAGAAGUUUGGUUUGAAAUACCAGCCAGCAGAAGCAGAUCCAAUAUCUGAUGUUUCACCACUAGCUAUUGAAUUACUUGAUCGUCUCCUAACUUUUGAUCCUCGUAAACGCCCAACUGCUGAAGAAGCAUUAGCUGAUCCAUUUUUCUCAGGCUUCCAUGAUCUAAUAGAGGAACCAUUGGGAGAACCUGUGAUUGAUGAACAUCAAGAUGCUAACCAUAGUACGGCACAAUGGAAAUCUCUCAUCUGGUCAAUGAUUGAAAAUUUUCAACCACCGGAUUGGAUUGAUCAAGAUAUUGACGGUGAUAUGGAAUAA
This is a messenger RNA of Adineta steineri, 883 nucleotides long. The record is from the annotation of a GenBank genome assembly. Lineage: Eukaryota; Metazoa; Rotifera; Eurotatoria; Adinetida; Adinetidae.